Molecule: messenger RNA, 4276 nt
Organism: Bacillus rossius redtenbacheri
Lineage: Eukaryota; Metazoa; Arthropoda; Insecta; Phasmatodea; Bacillidae
Exons: 2
Coding region: 1836-4193 (785 amino acids)
Molecular function (GO): nucleic acid binding
Source: RefSeq, a predicted model, not a curated record
UCCUGCGACCAGCGUGUGCUGCAAGCGUUCCGGCCCUCCUCGUUGUACGUGCGUGCAGUGCACCCAGAGACGUUCCUGUUUUCGUCCGACUCCAUCAACAUGAAGAGGACUUUGACUGGAAUUCCCGCGUCAGCCGGCCAGCCCUCGACCACGGGAGCCGUCCAGCCCUCGACCUCGGGGACCAGCCAGCUUGUGUCAUCUCAGGUAUGUGCACCGUCAUCAGGGAAUGGGUGUGCAUACUGUGGCAAGUUAUUUACUGUUAGCCAUAGUGCCAGACGGCAUGAACGUGCGUGCCAGGCAAAUCCCGGCUGUACUACCACCAGCCAAUGUCAUAUCUAUGGUAAGAAAACAAGCCGCAAAGACAGUUUGGCCCGCCACAUUCGAACAUGUGAGGGCACGGUCGAGCAAAGCUCAGGCUCGAGGUGCAUUCACUGCGGGCAGCAUUUCAAAUAUAGCCAUGAAGCCAGACGCCACGAAAAGAGCCAGUGCCUGUUCAAUCCUGGCCGUAUGAGCUAUACAUGCGUAAAGUGCCAGGGCAAAUUCACACGUAAAGAUAAUUUAUUGACGUACAUCAAGACGUGCAAGGGCCUGGCUCCUCAGGCCGCUAAGAGACAGCGCAUGGACGACUCCUCUGGCCUGCAACAGCCCGGCCCCAGCACUCGUCCGCAAUACGUGAGGAGUGUGCCCGACCAGGCACAGCGAGACUUGGAGGCGCAAGCGCCUGACCAGGCUCAGGUUGACUUGGGGGCAGUCGGUUCCGGGUUUGUUGAGGCGGAGAGUGCGUUCCGCAGAAAUUUGAAAACGUUAGUGCCAGUCAACAUUGGUGCGACCAAAGAUAUUUGCACGUACCUGGGUGAAAUGAAAAAUAAAAUUUAUCGAUCGCAUUUCCCAGGAAGUACGUGAGAAUGGCCUAGUAAAGUUCAAUGUUUGGCUUGAAUGUGAUUAUGCCAAGCCCGCUCCCUUCGAUGAAGGUGUAGACAAGAGGGCAUUCAAGACAAAGAAUAUACCCAUCUAUGAAGAGAGUGACAUUGAAGAGGCAGUAACGGAAUGCAUUGAGAAAAUAUGUAGGGAGGAAGACGAAUAUGUCAGUAGAGGCUCGGGGUGGAUCUGUCUUCAGUAAAAAAAAUUCAGCUACGUUUCAACAAGUUAGUACCACUGUGAGUCUCCUCCUACAUUGAUCUACCAUCCACAAUCAAGAACAGGAAAGCAUGCAUAAAUCCCAUGAACCUGGAAGAUAACGAGUGCUUCAAGUGGGCCAUACUGGCGUGGUACGUGGAGGGGGAACGUGUCAACCGAGUCGACCAUCGAUACCGUGAGCUUCAAGGUAAAUUUGAUUUUUCAGGACUGGAGUUACCCACCCCCCUCCACCAAAUCAAAGUGUUUGAGAGGAACAAUCUCGAAGUGUCUGUCAACAUCUACAGCAUCGAUGAGAACGACAAGAUCGCGCCAGUGCGUGUGGGGAAGGAGGAAAAGCAACACCAUUUCGACCUCCUGUUGCUAACGUCCGAAGAUAAGAACUCGCACUUUUGUUACAUAAAAAAUUUCUCAAGACUCGUCAGGCCCCAAAUCACCGCCCACAAAGAAAAAAUUAAUGUGUGUAAGAGAUGUUUUACGUACUAUCACGAUUUGCCACGAGAUUCAGGACUGACAGGGCAGCAGUGUCUCGACGCGCACAAGAUAUUCUGCAACACCCAUGCUCCCGUGCGCGUCGAGAUGCCGAAGCCAGAAAAGAACGGCAAGCCCCCAGUCCUGGAAUUUAAAAACUUCCACCACAUGUCAAAGAUGCCCAUCGUCGUUUACGCGGACUUUGAGGCCAUGCUCGUGCCCAUCUCAUCAUGCCAGCCGGACCCCCAGCAAUCGAUCACACAGGCCUACCAGAAACACGAAGCCUUAGUUACUGUAUAUAUGUGAAAGUCGACAACGAUAUAAUCCCAGCCACACUCACCACCUCGCUGCCGCAAGAGCCAAUUCUGUACAGGGGUCCCGAUGCUGAGGCAAAUUUCGUGGAGACCAUUGUUGACAUUGGUAAAAAGGUUAAGGACAUAUACGAGACAAGCCUGCCAAUGACGUCGCUGACGACUCAAGAAUAUGUCAGCUUCGUCGCAGCCCAUCAGUGCUGCUACUGCAACAAGGUCUUCACAUCCGACAACCGCAAGGUCAGAGACCACGACCAUUUUAGUGGUAAGUAUCUUGGUGCCGCCUGCAACAGCUGCAAUCUCCUGCGCAGGCGGCCCAAGAAGCUUGUUGUGUACUUCCACAACCUCAGCUAUGACGAAAUGUUUAUCAUCAAGAAACUGGGCUACGACAACAAGGAUAUAUUUAUUAUUCCCCACACGCAAGAGAAAAUGAUUACAUUCUCUAAGAAUCUGGGUAACAAAUUUUCAGUGCAGUUUAUCGAUACAUUCAGGUUCAUGGCACGAAGUUUGGCGUCCCUCGCGUCGUACCUGCCAGCCGACAAAUUCGUUGAAACAUCAAAAUUCUUCACCCAAAAUGAAUUGAAUCUUGUGACAAGAAAAGGUGUGUUCCCCUACGACUACGUGAACUGCUGGGAAAAACUUGACGAGCCACAACUGCCUGCGAAAGAGGAGUUUUUCAAUAUAUUAAAUGACAGCCAUAUAAGCGAUGCAGAAUACAGUCAUGCGCAGGCAGUGUGGAGCGAGUUCGGCUGCGUGACCCUGGGCGAAUACAGCGACGUCUACCUCAAGACGGACGUGCUGCUGAUGACGGAUGUGUUCGAAAACUUUCGACAGCUCUGCCUCAAGACCUACGGCAUCGACUGCAGCCACUACGUCAGCGCGCCAGGUUUCACGUUCGAUGCAAUGCUAAAGCAUACAAAGGUACAGCUGGAGUUGAUGACAGACUACGACAUGCACAUGUUCGUCGAAGCUGGGAUCAGGGGCGGGGUUGCUCAAGUGGUCAAGCGCCACUGUAAGGCCAACAACGUUUGCCUUCCCCGCACCUACGAUCCCAGCCAGUCAUCAACCCACGUCAUGUACCUGGACGCCAACAACCUCUAUGGAUGGGCCAUGUCCCUGCCUCUUCCCGCCAGCGGCUUCAGGUGGGCGGGCACGGACAUUGACGUCAUGAGCAUACCGGACGAGGGGCGGAUGGGGUACAUCCUACAAGUGAAUGUUGAGUACCCAUCCGCCCUGCAUGACGAGCACAAGGACCUGCCGUUCCUGCCCGUCAACAAGUGCCCGCCCGGCUCGCGUCAGCCUAAAUUAAUGACGACGCUCGAGAAAAAGAGUAAUUACAUAGUACAUUAUAGAAACCUGAAGCAGGCUCUCCAGCACGGACUGCGAAUCACAAAAGUACACCGAGUUCUGGAAUUUGAGCAGCGUGCGUGGAUUAAGCCCUUCAUUAUAAAAAAUACGAUUAUGAGACAGAAUGCUUCCAAUGAAUUCGAAAAAGAAUUUUUUAAGCUGGCAAACUAUGCAUGUUUUGGUAAACUAUUAGAACAAAAGAGGAAGAGGCAGCGGAUGGAACUCGUAUGCAGCGAGAAGAGACUGCGGAAAGUAGUGGCAAAGCCAGCGUUCCAGGACAGGACAGUUCUCGAUGGAAACUUGGCUCUGAUCAAACUCCAGCAUGAGAGUAUCCUCUUUGACCGCCCUGUAUAUGCUGGUUUAGCCAUCCUGGAGUUGUCCAAAACGCUCAUGUACAAUUUCCAUUACGACAUCAUGAAGGUAAAAUAUAAAGACAACAUCACGCUGGCGUACAUGGAUACGGACAGUUUCAUCUAUGAAAUCAAAACGCACGACUUUUACCAGGACCUCGCCGACGACUCUGCGCUCAUGAGCGUGUUUGACACGAGUGCGUAUCCCAUUGACCACCCCUGCUACUCGCCCACCAAUAAAAAAGUGGUGGGCAAAUUCAAAGAUGAGUGCAAUGGGGUGGCGAUGGAGGAGUUUGUCGGCCUCAGAGCAAAAUUAUAUACAUAUAAAUAUAACGAUAAUAUAUCCAAGAGAGCUAAAGGAAUUCAGAAAUGUGUGGUGAAGAACAAAAUUACGUUUGAAAAUUUUCUUGAAGUCCUGGAACACCACACAACAAAGCGUGCGCAAGUCCGGUCCAUAAGGUCGCACCAAAUGGUAUUGUACACAGAAACUAUGAAUAAAUUGGCACUUAGUUGGCACGACGAUAAACGCAUAAUAUGCGAUGACGGAAUUCAUACGUUACCAUAUGGGUACAAUGGAUAAUGCUAUUGUAGCUCAAUAGUUAUACAUACAAAAUAUGUCUGCAAAAUAGUACAAUAUUUUUAUUUUACAAAGAAAAAAAAAAA